Molecule: messenger RNA, 583 nt
Organism: Pyrus x bretschneideri (Chinese white pear)
Lineage: Eukaryota; Viridiplantae; Streptophyta; Magnoliopsida; Rosales; Rosaceae
Product: mitochondrial Rho GTPase 2-like
Exons: 3
Coding region: 134-544 (136 amino acids)
Source: RefSeq, a predicted model, not a curated record
GGUUUGUGCAUUAUUCGGAUUUGGCGUUAGUUGCUGUUAUCCAGAUUUUCUAUUUUUAUGUGGAAAUGAGUCAUAGUUGGUAAAUGAGAAGCAGAGUAAGCAAAUUACGGAGAUACCUCCAGAAGAGUACAAAAUGCCCCUGGUAUGGAUUGACUUGGAUCUGACUGGUGAGGGUAAAAUAAUUCCUUGGAGUGAAGCUCCUUAUAAGGAUGCUGCAGGGAGAACGACAUCUGGGAAUUUACCUCUUAAUGCAUUUUUGUCUGAGUGGGCCCUCAUGACACUGUUAAAUCCAAACCGAAGUUUGGCGAAUUUGAUAUAUGUUGGAUACAAUGGCAGUCCUGCUUCAGCUAUCCAUGUUACUGGAAGAAGAUCAGUAGAUCGUAAAAGGAAAAAAACGGAAAGAAAUGUUAGCUGCUUUGUUUUUGGUCCUAAAAAUGCAGGAAAAUCCCUUUUUUUAAAUUCAUUCAUAGGAAGGUAUGGCUUUCCCCCUUCACUAUACUCCGUAUAUUAUAAAUGUGAAGAGAAAGGGUACCACCAUACCUAAUCCCAUUUUCUGAAUCUUUGGUAUAACAAAAUUUAUUGG